Molecule: messenger RNA, 3706 nt
Organism: Eubalaena glacialis (North Atlantic right whale)
Lineage: Eukaryota; Metazoa; Chordata; Mammalia; Artiodactyla; Balaenidae
Product: olfactory receptor 226-like
Biological process (GO): G protein-coupled receptor signaling pathway
Cellular component (GO): membrane
Molecular function (GO): olfactory receptor activity; G protein-coupled receptor activity
Source: RefSeq, a predicted model, not a curated record
GGUGCUGUGGGAGUGACCCAAGAAACAGGCAGGCCAAGAGCAGAAGCUGUGGGCCAUGGGAAGCCGGGGUGUCAGUGCGGAGGGGCUGACGAGGCGUGGGGUACAGGGCCCUGGGAAGUGGAGGUUGAACCAGUGGCCGUGAGCCGAGAGGGCUGUCCACGGAUGCCUGGGCUCCCAAGAAGAAAACCUCCAACCGUGCACCAAAGUCGUCAACAAACACGCGAGAAGUCCCAGCAGUUCUGCAGCCUGAGACAGCCCGUGCCGAACAGGCCUCCGGGAGAGACAUCCGACCCGUGAGUCUCGGUGGGUGCGUGGUGGUGCCAGGUCCCGGGAAGGCGCAGCGGUGGGGAGACCUGCCCUAGGAGAGCAAGCCCUGAGCAGACUGGUGGCGCAGGCGGGACACCAGGGAGGCUCACGUGGGGCCGGAGCCACACCCCCUGGAAGGUUCUAGCGGCCUCUCUGCCACAGGCAGAGCCGGGGGAGGCUGAGGCCACGGUGCUGCAGACAGAAGCCCGCAGGGUGGGCGGCCCUGCACCGGACCCCAGAGCUGCGCCCCUGCGCCCCUGCGCCCAGGCCCAGCAGGAAGAGAGUGAGAGUGGACACACCGCCCACACCACCACCACGUCUCAGCGUCCUCCCGCGGUCAUCAGGGCUGGCCACGUUCUCAAUCACUUAAAAUUACAUCCUGAAUAGAUUAGCUCCAGCAUCCUCAGAACACGGUGAAGCAGGCGAGGUUAAGGACAUCACAACAGCUAAAGAAGACCAGCCUGACCAGCCUCGCCGUGGCUCACUCCUCCUCCUCCUCCCCACCCCCUGCCCGCUCCAGGCUCCUUUCCCAUCCCACACCCUCGGCCGUGGGAGGCCCCAGGCCUUGGACCUCUUCUCAGCCUCAUGAGGAAAUGCCAUCGUGCCCAGACGGACCCCCGAAGGCUCACCUCCACCCCCAGCCCAGCUCUGGACUCCAGUCUCACAUGUCCACGUCUCCACCUGACUGUCCUUUCAUCUCCAAAUAAGCACACCGAAAACUUACUUCUGACUUCCUCCGAACCCCUCAAUCCCAAUGCUCCCAGAGCCUGGGACCCCUGGCUCUUCCACACUCAGGUCCAAUCCAUCAGCCAAGCCCACGGGCUCUGCCCCAGAAUCCAUCCUGUGAUGGAUGUGACUGACCCACCACAGUCACGCUAGAGUGCACUCUACAACCUGCAACCGCAGCCCCAGACCAGACCCUCGGCACUUCGUUCCUUUAAAGCAAAGAUGCAUCUGGCCCCUCCUCUGGGCAGAGCCCUGCACUUCUCCCUGAGAAAGCCAAGCACCAAGGACACCAGCAGGCUAUGCGUACUGACCACUGAGGGGCGCCCACCUCUGAGCUCGGCCAUGGCUCUGCCCCAGGCCCGUCCCCAGCACGUAGCCCACGCUGCCCCCACUCUGAGCCGCACCCCCCCCCAGCACCCUGAGACCUUUGCAGUUGCCGUUCCCUCUGCCUGGCACUCCCUGCCCUGCUGUCUCCAGCGCCCGUGGGCCCUCAGGAGUCAGCACGAGCCACAGCCCUGCCCUGCACCCAGCACAUGUCACCAUCCGUGUGCCCCAGGAGGGCCUGCUCACCAGCCUGCCAUCCACCUCCUCCAACACCCGAGCUCCACGCGGCAGGAACUUGUCUGUUCGCUGCUGCAUCUGAAGUUGAGAGCCCAGGCCGAGACCAGUAAGGACCCAGCAAACGCCGCUGAAUGAUGAAUGAGUAAAGGACUUCUGUAAAAUGACUUUGGGGCAGAGGGACACACAGCCAAGCUACCCCCACCUGGGCCCAGCGGGGCAGCCCCAGAGCUGUGAGCUCCACUGGGGCAGGGACCCGGGCUGGAGCGGCAGCAGGGCCCUCUCCCACCUUUAAGGGGCCGGUCAGCUGUCCCCUGCAGCCUGUGGGACCCCUUCUCUGAUUCAGCACAGAGACUGAUGGCGAGGUCUGCGCCCCACGUGCCAGGAAGCGGCCGAGGCCCCUUGCGGGCUCCUGGGUAGAGGGUCCUAGGGCCGGCACCCCUUCGUGCCUCACUAAAGGGUUUCUCCGUCCACCUCGUGUGACCCUCACAGCGGACCGCCGGAGAUCAGGGAGAGCUCUGUCCUGGGAGGGAUGCACCUGGAGGGUCGCAGGGAACACGACAGUCCUGGGAUGGGGAGAUCCGCGGGCCCGGCGUCCAGAGCUGGGCUCAGCUGUCAGCAGGACACACGCUGCAGGAGCCCCUGGUCAGCCUCUGCCUGCCCUGGCCCAGCCGAACACCCCUGCAGAACCUGAGUCCCUCUGAGCGCUCAGGACCAGGUGGCGUGUGUACGGGGACGUCUGAGUGUCUCUCUGGGGCACGGGCACCGCCGUCUCUGUGUCUGCAUCUGCCUGGGGGUGUGGUGUCCACGUGAAUGCCUGCUCUGCUCGGGGGCCUGUGGGCUGGGCGUGGAGGGUGCAGGCACCUGUGAGUGAAUCUAAGUCUGGGGGACGGUGUGUGGCUCUUGCGCUCGUGUCGGGUUUGGGGAGCACGUGUAUUGACUGGUACAUCGUGGUGCAAGACGGGGACCUUGGGGUUUGUCCCCAUGCAUCUGUGUGAUGAGAACUCAGGCCCACCUCCCACCCCAUCAAAGAAGUGGCCCUUCGGCUCCAUCUUUCAGCCUGAGAAACAGGAGCUGGGUCACGUCUGCAGGGGCCAACCACUCGGAGGUGACUGAGUUCAUCCCGGUGGGUUUCCCGGGCUCCCUGGGCCUGCACGUGUGCCUGCUGGUGGUGCCCCUGCUGGCCUACCUGCUGCCCGUCACCGAGAGCCUGCUCGCCAUCGCCGUGAUCCACGGCAGCCCCGCACUGCACAAGCCCGUGUACGGCUUCCUUAGCAAACUAUCCUUCCUGGAGGUGUGGUACAUCUCCGUCACGGUGCCCAAGAUGCUGCUCAGCCUGGCGGCGCCCGAGUUCCACCGCAUCUCCUUCGCAGGCUGCGUGGUGCAGCUGUACUUCUUCCUGGCACUGGCCUGCUCAGGGUGCGCGCUCCUAGGCGUCAUGGCCUACGACCGCCACGUGGCCAUCUGCAGCCCGCUGCGCUACCCAGCCAUCAUGAGCCCCAGCCUCUGCAGCCUCCUGGCUGCUGGCCCCUGGCUCUCGGGCUUCACCAUCUCCGUGGGGAAGGUCUUCUUCAUCUCGCGCCUGGGCUACUGCGGCCCCAACGUCAUGAACCGCUUCUUCUGUGACGUGUCCCCCCUGCUGAGCCUGGCGUGCUCCGACGUGUCCCUGGCGGAGCUCGUGGACUUCCUCCUGGCACUGCUCAUCCCGCUGGGGCCGCUGCUGCUCACCGUCUCCUCCUACACCGCCAUCAUCAGCGCCCCGUCCGCCGCCGGCGGGCACGAGGCCUUCUCCACCUGUGCCUCGCACCUGGCCGUGGUGGUCAUCUUCUACUCGGCCUCCCUCUUCAUCUACGCCCGGCCUCGCGCCAUCUACUCCUUCGACCUCCACAAGCUGGUGCCCGUGGUCUACACAGUGCUCACGCCUCUGCUCAACCCCGUCAUCUACCGCCUGCGGAACCGGGAGGUCAAGGAGGCCCUGCACAUGGUGGUGCAGAGGGCGGCCCAGGCCCUGGGCACAUCCUCUUAAGAUGCACUCCCCACCUGCCCCCAAGACCCCUCUCAUUUGUCCCCCUCACUCAGCAUUCACGCAGCCAGCUCAGCAGCUGACGGGCCCUGU